Lynx canadensis (Canada lynx) is the source of this 3197-nucleotide messenger RNA. RefSeq names its product interleukin 20 receptor subunit beta (gene IL20RB). The coding region runs from base 686 to 1570 and encodes 294 amino acids. Gene Ontology annotation, molecular function: interleukin-20 binding. Lineage: Eukaryota; Metazoa; Chordata; Mammalia; Carnivora; Felidae. The transcript has 7 exons. The record is from RefSeq and is a predicted model, not a curated record.
AAAAUUUCCAAGGAAAGCCCCCAAACACACAAAAUAUAUUGCAAGGAGUCAGUCCCAUUUUUCUCCUACAUCUUCCCGAUUCCCUCUCUCUCUGCCCCAAGGUAACCAAUCUUGUUAGUUUCUGUAUCUCCUUCCAGGUUUUCUUUUUGCCAGUAGAAGCAAAUAUAAAGCUAUAUUCUUUACCUUCUGACCUUUUAAAAAUUUUAUAUUAGAAAGAAAAAAUUUUAACUACUUUUUCUGAAGUAUGUAGCACAAGGAGCUAAUAAGUACUCAGCUUGAAUGAACUCACAAGAUGGAGACUUGGAAGAGGAUAGCUAUUUGAUGAGAGGGUAAAAUAAUCUUGCUGGCUCACCACCAGUGGGGCCUCUAUGGAAGCUCCUCAGAGUUAUUAUCUUUUCUCUGGAGCUCUCCUAGACCACUCCCUCUGAUGCAAUAUAUGGGUUUGGACAGAAAGGAGGGUGCUGCACAGCCCGCCCCUUCUGAGCUGUCUGGGCUGGCUCCUCCUAGAACAAUUCAGGCUUCACAGCAAUUCAGACCUCAGCUCCAACAUCUACAUUCUGAAGCAAGGAUGGCUGAGAUGGACAGAAUGCUUCAUUCUGGAAAGAAACGGUGUUCCGGGUCAAGCUGAGUUGGCCAAAUACAGACCCCCUCUACGGUUCUAGAAGAAAUUUUGGCAAGUCUUAUCAUGUGGUUUUUCUACACCUUGAUUCCAUGUUUGCUCGUUGAUGGAGUGGCCAUCCUGCCUGCCCCUCAGAACCUCUCUGUACAAUCAACCAACAUGAAGCAUCUCUUGACGUGGAGCCCAGUGAUGGUGCCUGGAGAAAUAAUAUACUAUUUCGUUGAGUACCAGGGAGAGUAUGAGAGCCUGUACAUGAGCCACGUCUGGAUCCCCAGCAGCUGGUGCUCACCUACCAAAGGUCCUGAGUGUGACAUCACUGAUGACAUCACUGCCACUGUGCCGUACAAUCUCCGUGUCAGGGCCACCCAGGGCUCAGAGACCUCAGCCUGGAGCACUCUGAAGCCUCCCUUCAAUCGAAAUUCAACCAUCCUUACCCCACCUGGGAUGGAUGUCACCAAGGACGGCUUCCAUCUGGUUAUUAAGCUGGAAGACCUGGGGUCCCAGUUUGAGUUCCUUGUGGCUUACUGGAGGAGGGAGCCUGGUGCCAAGGAACAUGUCAAAGUGGUGAGGAGCAGGGGCAUUCCGGUGCACCUGGAAACCAUGGAACCAGGGGCUGCAUACUGUGUGAAGGUCCAGACAUUCGUGAAGGCCAUCGGGAGACACAGCCCUUUCAGCCAGCCAGAAUGUGUCAAGGUGCAAGGAGAGACCCUCCCCCUGGCGCUGGCCCUGUUUGGGUUUGUUGGCUUCAUGCUGAUCCUCGUGGUUGUGCCCCUUUCCAUCUGGAAAAUGGGCCGGCUGCUCCGGCACUCCUGUUGCCCCGUGGUGGUGCUUCCCGACACCUUGAAAAUAACCAAUUCACCCCAGAAGUUAAUCAGCUGCAGGAGGGAAGAGGUGGAAGCCUGUGCCACUGCUAUGCUGUCUUCGGAGGAGCCCUUCAGGACCUGGAUCUAGGCAGGCUUUGGAAGGGCCCAGUUGAAACUGAGAAGCUGGUUGGCAUGGCACAGAAAUAAGGAAGGGAAAGGCUGUGGACCAGUUUUCCUCCAUGGACAAAGGACAAGAAAAGCAAGAAGAGCCUGCUGGGUCCAUGUCUAGAAGCGACUGUCAGAAGCAGAGUGGUUUGGCAGACAGAGCACUGAGUUGGGGUGAGAAGACGUGGCCUCUUAGAACUGGAUCUGUCUGCCAUUCACUGACCGAAUGACCUGGAGAAAGUGACUUGAAAUGGGGGAAUUCACUGUACAACCGUUAAACCACUAUAUAUAUAUAUAUAUAUAUAUAUAUAUAUAUAUAUGUAUAUGUAUAUCCAGCACUUGCAGAGCUUUGGGAAACUGGCAACACUGUACAUUGUGAUUGUUUCACCUUCUCUGCAGAAUAUAACAAGAGUGUAACAAGAAUGAUAAAAACUCUUCACACCGGCUGGCUUGGAGAUCCCACUUUCCUAGAGGAAACCUUGAAGAGGAAAGGAAGGAUGGGCACAACAGUGUUGACUUCGCUUCCAGCCAAAUGCCUGUGCGGAGGUGAAUGGCUCAGCCAGCUCUACAAUACAUGACCUAGAGGGAGGCCCCAGGCCCAUGGAAAAUGGGAUGCUGUGGAUUCAUGAGAUACUGUAAAGAGUAAAUAAUGUGUGCAUACUAAAGGCAGGUAAAAUGUACGUGUACGAGGAGAGGAGAAUGCAGGAGGAUGUCAAUAAUGUGUGAUGUUUGCUGUGUUCCCUUUACCUGUAGAGUUGUUAAAGUAUAGAAUUAAAAAUAAAAAAAGGGUUACCUUGGUAAUCUUUUUGGCUUCUUACAAAAAAGUGGUCUUUGGGGUUCUAGUUACAUUAUCGACCUUGUGUCCAGAGAGGCUCCUGAAGACCACCGUUGGUCAGGAGUUGUGGGGGUGACCUCAGGUAGGGGAUGGGACAGGGAAGGAGAGCAGGCAGCUUCUGGCUUCAUGAGAACCCUGACUGAUGCAGCCGGCCACAGCUUUACCUGGUCAGGGUGAUCCUGGAUCUUCCUGGAGGCCUUGCUCUACAGGAAAUCCCUUUGGGUACCUCUCCUGCCUAAGACAGCUUCACUCAAGGUGUCCUCAGCCCCUUCCAGCAUGUUCAUCCAUGACUCACCUCUGGAAGCCUCUUCCUGCCCUUCUCCCUACCAGGUGAGGAAAAGAGUCAGGGUUAGAGAAGGAAUAAAGAGGGAAGUUUCUUGAGAAGUAAAAGGUUUGAUGGGCAAGACCUGUGCCUCCCUUCUUAGCCCCCACACCCUCCCAGCUUUGGAGCCUCAGAGCUGGUUUGUCUCCAUGCCAAAUUCUUGGGCGCCUUCCAGCCAGCCCAGAGGUGGGGAAAAUCUAACUGUUUCAACCAGAUAGCUUCCCCUACAAGAUAGAGGCCUACAACCCCCUCUCCACCCGAUGGGGUCUCAAGUAGCCAGAGGUGGACUCUCCAGAAAGAUGACAUUACAGAAGAUCUUUUCCUUUGUACCAUUUAUAUGCUUCUGUGUUGUUUGACUCUUUCAUGAAGAGUAUGUGUUGAUUUUAUAUUUAGCCUAAAUUGGAGACAUAUUUUCAGUUUGUAAAAAUAAAGGCCAUCUUACUCUAUUGGUCA